AUGGCUCUCUCCCAGUGCCACGUGGUUAAGGUCUUCAACCGUCUUUCGAGUCGACUCAAAAAAUCUCUUAUGCUUGCAUUGCACCACGCGCUCUCUUCCUGUACUGCAUUGCCAUGCCAGGCCUUGAAGUGCCCACGGCGUUGUGCACCAAGCCGCCCGCGCUGCCGAGUGAGUGCGGUGGCCAUUGUGGAUGACAAUGGGACGCACAUUGUGCGGUUGCCCUCGCCCACACAAUGA
This is a messenger RNA of Closterium sp. Yama58-4, 237 nucleotides long. NCBI's taxonomy places the organism in Eukaryota, Viridiplantae, Streptophyta, Zygnematophyceae, Desmidiales, Closteriaceae. The record is from the annotation of a GenBank genome assembly.